GAUUCUUUUAGGACGUUUAUUUUAAAAAACAUGACAGUUGUUAUGAGAAGACUAAAUAUACCCCCAUACCCUUCUACUCUUUUUUCUUAGCUAUAUAUUUACACCGAGCAAAGGUGAGGCUUGGACACACUUGCUUUAGAAACCUAACAAGUCAAGAGGUUUUAGAGAGAAAAUAAAAAUACUAGAAGAGAAGAGAUCAUAUAUACACUAAGCUUAAGAGAGAGAGAUAGGAGAAGAAGAAAAAGGGCUACAUAAAUUAGUAACAACAUCAAAAAGUGUUACUAAAAAGUGAUAGAGAAACAAGGAAACAUGGGAAGACCACCUUGUUGUGACAAAGAAGGUGUAAAGAAGGGACCAUGGACACCUGAAGAAGAUAUCAUACUUGUUACUUAUAUACAAGAACAUGGUCCUGGAAAUUGGAGGGCUGUUCCAACCAAGACAGGCUUGUCAAGAUGCAGCAAAAGUUGUAGACUUAGAUGGACUAAUUACUUAAGGCCAGGAAUCAAAAGGGGUAACUUCACUGAACAAGAGGAGAAGAUGAUUAUUCAUCUUCAAGAUCUUUUAGGAAAUAGAUGGGCUGCAAUAGCAUCAUACCUUCCACAAAGAACAGAUAAUGACAUAAAAAAUUAUUGGAAUACUCAUUUGAAAAAGAAGCUCAAAAAAUUGCAAGCAGGUAAAAAUAAUUCUGAAGGAAAUUUUGAAGAAGAAAAUUUUUCAGCAUCACAAAGAAUUCCUAGAGGUCAAUGGGAAAGAAGACUUCAAACAGAUAUUCACAUGGCCAAAAAAGCACUUAAUGAAGCACUUUCAGUUUCACCACAAAAAUUAUCUUCUGAUUUUUCUACUUCAAACCUUUCUAAUAGUAAUAACUCUAUUUCUUCAACUAAAGAAUUACCACAAUCUAGUUGCUAUGCUUCAAGUGCUGAUAACAUAGCUAAGUUACUUAAGGGUUGGAUGAAAAAUCCAAUAAAAUCAUCUAGAAGUACUAAUUCAUCUGUGGCACAAAAUUCAUUCAACAACAUUGAUUGUGUUUCUAGUAGUGGAACAAAGGGUGAAAGUGAAAUAUUGUCUGAGACUUUUGAAUCUUUGUUUGGUUUUGAGAGUUUGGAAUCUUUGGAGUCUUCGAAUUCCGAAUUCUCUCAUCAAUCUUUGUCGCCGGAUGCAACGAUUUUACAAGAUGAAAGUAAGCCUGAAGUUGGUUCAGAAACAAUGCCCUUUUCUUUGCUUGAGAAAUGGCUUCUUGAUGAAGCUUGUUGUCCUGAGAAAGUUGGAUUAGGUUGUGGUGAUCAUGCUCAAGUUUUCUAGGUUUUAUUU
Molecule: messenger RNA, 1311 nt
Organism: Trifolium pratense (red clover)
Lineage: Eukaryota; Viridiplantae; Streptophyta; Magnoliopsida; Fabales; Fabaceae
Product: myb-related protein 306-like
Exons: 3
Coding region: 310-1302 (330 amino acids)
Biological process (GO): response to auxin
Source: RefSeq, a predicted model, not a curated record